Messenger RNA from Penicillium angulare, 870 nucleotides. RefSeq names its product cell division control protein 14. The transcript is spliced from 2 exons. Lineage: Eukaryota; Fungi; Ascomycota; Eurotiomycetes; Eurotiales; Aspergillaceae. The record is from RefSeq and is a predicted model, not a curated record. The coding region runs from base 1 to 870 and encodes 289 amino acids.
AUGGAGAAUUUACUGGCUCAUUCAUUCGACUAUCUCUCCUCUUACGAGCCUAGCAAGGUCCGCAAGGGCUUGCGUCAGGUUGAGGGCCUUUUGGCCCAAAUCUGCCUCUCCAAGCCCAAAUCUACCCCAGAUCGAAGAAGAUCAGUCAUAGCCAACGAAGCGCAACCAGUGCCGAAGGGCUUAUCAGAACUACGAGACGACCCGGCGUUUCGGGAAUUCUUCAAGCUGCAAGAUGGUUUUCAAUGGAAUGUUGCUAUGCGUCUAGUGUCUUGUUUGGAACACCUUCUUGGCCGCGGCAGCAAUGGCACCAACGACAUGCUCAUCGUCUGCACACUUGACUUAAUCCAAGGCGCACUUCUCCUCCACCCACCCUCGCGUACUCUCUUCGCCCGCGACAUCUACAUGAAUCUCCUCCUUGACCUCCUCGACCCAAUCAACUGCCCAGCCAUCCAAUCUGCAACCCUCCUCACUCUUGUCGCGGCCCUGCUAGACUGCCCCUCCAACACUCGCACAUUCGAAGACCUUGACGGUCUCCUCACUGUUACAUCCCUGUUCAAACAGCGCGCUACAUCUCGCGAAGUCAAGCUCAAACUGGUAGAAUUCCUGUACUUCUAUCUUAUGCCCGAGACACCGAUUCUCAGCCCCGGUUCUGGUGCUAGCGCCAGCCCACCCCCUCUGCAGCGCAGCCCGAGCAAGCUUUCGUCCCGGCCAAUGUCGCAAAGCUCACAUGCCUCUAACGGGAGCAAGAUGAUUCGUGAUACGAGAACUACCGACGAAAAACAGGCACUUUUGGGUCGCUAUCUGAAUAAUGUGGAGGAUCUUGUGGAGGACCUUAAAGAGACUGCGCCAUUUGGUGCAACCGUCUACUAA